AAAAAAAAACGCUAUUCGUGGAAGAGAAAGCGCGAGCGGGGGCAGAGAGGACGUCCGUUAUCUCCGUUAAGACCCGCAGCUCUGUCUUACUGUUUAUAGUCAAAAAUAGUCAGAAAGAAAGGGCUAACAAAACAAACAGAAAUAGGAAAGUCGAGUGUUUGACACCUGACCUAACUAACCGUUAGCUGUAGCUGUGUAGCUAACUGUCAGAAAUCUGACUACACAGAGUGAGUGAGAGAGAGUGAGAGAGAGAGAGAGACAUGGCUACGACGACCUGCACUCGAUUUACGGACGAAUAUCAGCUAUACGAAGAGCUCGGAAAGGGAGCAUUUUCAGUGGUGAGGCGAUGCGUGAAGCUUUGCACAGGCCAAGAGUACGCUGCCAAAAUCAUCAACACCAAAAAACUAUCGGCCAGAGAUCAUCAGAAGCUUGAACGAGAGGCUCGAAUCUGUCGAUUGCUCAAGCAUCCGAAUAUCGUUCGACUUCAUGACAGCAUAUCAGAGGAAGGCUUCCACUACUUGCUGUUUGACCUGGUGACAGGGGGAGAGCUGUUUGAAGACAUUGUUGCCAGAGAGUACUAUAGCGAGGCUGAUGCCAGUCACUGCAUCCAUCAGAUUCUAGACAGUGUCAAUCACAUUCACCAACAUGACAUAGUGCACAGGGACCUGAAGCCAGAGAACCUGCUCCUGGCCAGUAAGUGUAAGAAUGCUGCCGUGAAGCUGGCUGAUUUUGGUCUGGCCAUCGAAGUGCAGGGGGAUCAGCAGGCAUGGUUUGGAUUUGCGGGGACACCAGGUUAUCUCUCCCCUGAGGUCCUGAGGAAGGAAGCAUAUGGAAAACCUGUGGACAUCUGGGCCUGUGGUGUGAUCCUCUACAUUCUGCUGGUUGGUUAUCCUCCGUUCUGGGAUGAGGACCAGCACAAACUCUACCAGCAGAUUAAAGCUGGGGCUUAUGAUUUUCCAUCUCCAGAGUGGGACACGGUCACUCCUGAAGCCAAAAACCUCAUCAACCAGAUGUUGACCAUCAAUCCAGCCAAGAGAAUCACAGCACAGGAGGCUCUUAAACACCCAUGGGUCUGCCAACGCUCUACAGUGGCCUCCAUGAUGCACAGACAAGAGACAGUGGAGUGCCUGAAGAAGUUCAACGCCAGGAGGAAACUCAAGGGUGCUAUCCUAACUACCAUGCUGGUAUCCCGGAACUUCUCUGUGGGUAGCAGGCAGACCACGGCUCCGGCCUCGGUCACUGCCGCCGCUGCUGCUGUUGCUGCAGCAGCGGGCACCACAGCAGGGCUGGUGGAACAAGCAGCCAAGAGUUUGCUGAACAAGAAGGCCGACGUCAAGAAGAGAAAGUCAAGCUCUACUGUUCAGUACACGCCCCAGACCAACAGCACCAAAAACAGCAUAGUCACGAGCCCCAAAGGAAACCUUCCCUCUCCUGCACUGGAAGCUCAGACCACUGUUAUACAUAAUCCAUUGGAUGGGAUUAAGGAAUCGUCUGACAGCAGCAGUGCCACAGUGGAGGAUGAAGACAUGAAAGGAAAGAGUGUUGAUAACAGCUCAGGUCAAACGCAGUCAAACCUCAGCUCCCAGGCAGACCACACAGUUCAGGGUCCUGCCCCUCCUGUCUUCUCCUCCACCAAGCUCUCGGACCUGCUGGGUGUGGUUCGCAAGGGCUCAGGCCCUGUGGCUGAUGGUGAGGGGAGCACCAGUACCCCCUCCCCCACCCCCCAAACCCCCAACAUUCCCAUGCAGAUGUCGCGCCUGACAGAUCUGGUGAGCAGCGUGCGCAAGAGUUCAGUCCCCCAGGCAGAUGCUGACUCAGCUACACCCAGUCGACCACACAGUGCCCCGAACUCUGCUCCUGCUCCAAACUCUAUUACUGCCCCGUCCCAAUCCUCCCAAUCCUCCCCUCCUCCCCCACAGUCCUCCUCCAGUCCCCUGCCUGCACUACACUCCCGCAAACAGGAGAUUAUUAAAAUCACUGAACAGCUCAUUGAGGCCAUUAACAAUGGAGACUUUGAAGCUUAUGCUAAAAUCUGUGAUCCUGGUUUGACCUCAUUUGAACCAGAGGCUCUGGGGAACCUGGUGGAAGGCAUGGACUUCCACAGAUUCUACUUUGAUAACUUAUUGUCUAAGAACAGCAAGCCCAUCCACACCACCAUCCUGAACCCUCACGUGCAUCUGAUUGGUGAAGACGCUGCCUGCAUAGCGUACAUCCGCCUGACGCAGUACGUGGACGGGCAGGGCCGGCCGCGCAGCAGUCAGUCCGAGGAGACAAGGGUGUGGCAUCGCCGGGACUCCAAGUGGCAAAAUGUCCAUUUCCACUGCUCGGGAGCUCCUGCUGCUCCACUGCAGUGAAGGGACAGUUUGUAGUUGCCAUGUGUGAGAAAAGCAUCCAGCCAGAGAGGGAGAGAGAAAGGAAGGGAGAGGGAGGAAGGAGAGGUAGUCCAGUGUCAGUGCCUGACCCUUCCACGCUGGGCUCCGACCUUCACCUGUCAAUCACGUCUCUGUGCAGUGUCCACCCCGCCCACUCCCUUGUUCCCCCUCCCACUGUGUUGCCACACCAUGCUGUGUGUUAAUGAGCUGAGUGAAGUGAUCUCUGACUGUCCGUGAAGUGUCACGCCGUGUCAGUGUGAAUGACGAGCCUGCGUGUUCACCCAUUUUUAAUAUUAUAAUUCAUAUUAAACAUUGGUAUUAUUACUGUCGUUUAUUAAUAUGAUUACUACACAGAAGCAAUCGUGUGUAAUUUGUACAGUUCAUUUUCUGAAUGCUAGUGGUUUCUGAGUUAAGCCCUUUUUUUUUUAUAGAUAGCAUGGCACUCGGUGUAUCCACGGUGGUUGUUUCUAUAGUAACAGAAGCGGCGAGUUGAAGCACAGUGUUUGGUGUGGGAUGAUUCAAGUUUGACUGUGCGUGUGUGUGUGUGUGUGUGUGUGUGUGUGUGUGUAGGGCCAGAGCUAAACAGAGUGAUACACAGCGAUGUAUUUGGGGUCUUCCAGUCUUUCAUUGUGCUCGUUGUGUAAAGAGCGCGUCCUGAAUAAAGCUCAUUCGCCUUUUUGUGACUUUCGGCGGAUCAAUUUUAUCAAACUUACCAGCGACCGCGCAGGACCUAAUAUCAAGUAUCACUAAAUAAUAUCACUAAAGUAUUUCUGUGCUCACUUCUAGUCAUAUACUUCAAACUGAAACUGACUGCGGUACCAGUUGAAUCAUGUUAAAGCAGCCCAUCAAACAUUUCUCCAUAUUCAGCUGAGCCGUUUAGUGAACUGUAUUAAAGACUGUGUGUGUGUGUGUGUGUGUACAUCAGUAGCAUGCCAGCUCAACUCACAUUAUAAGCCAUAAUCCAGCAAAAGGUGCUACAUAUCACUCUAGCCUGCAUUUACCUACAUGCCCAGGUCUUGUCCAAACAGCACAUACAUUUAGCAUUUAGCAGAUGCCCUUCUCCAGAGCGACACAUUUUACACAACUGAGCAAUUGAGUGUUAAGAGCCUUGCUCAGGGGCCCAGCAGUGGCAGCUUGGUGGACGUGGGAAUCGAUCUCACAACCUUCCAAUUGGUAGUUCAGCAGCUUAACCACUAGGCUACCACAUCCCUGGGUACCUUGUAUCAGCUAAAAACUGAUGCAUGGCUUAACCACUGGUUUAUUAAGGCUUAUUAAGUGAUGAAGGAUGUAGCAAAACCCCUUGAGGCUGUGAGUAAAGAUCUGAACUUUCAUUUGACAGAACUACAGGCUGAGUUGUGUUUUUUUUCCUGUUUUUUUUUUUUCUUUCUUUUGUGAUUUAAUAUCAUUUAUAAUUUUGUCACAAGGGAUGGCGGUGAUCCAGUUGUGUUUAAGUAUAUAUCAUAAGGUUGAUGUUAAACAUGAGAUAAAAAAAAUAUAUAGCUCUAUAUACAAAUAUAAAUAUAUAUAUAUAAAACGUUUUGAUGGAUUGCGUUUGUACUUGAAAGCAAGUUGCUAUGCUGGAAGAGGAGGGAUGAUCUGAGGAUAGGCUGCAUAUGAGGUAUUGUUAAGCGACAAACUUAUCAAAGAGAUGUCAGGGAAAUUUUUGUAAUAUGAGGAUUUUGCAAGUUCAAAUCUCUUUACAUGAAGUGUACUUAAGACAUAACAUAUAUCAUGUCCAGAAGAGUUGGGCUAUACGUUGGUUGGUUGGCGUUUGAGCUGCAGAUGAGCGUUAGAGAAGCCAAUUAAUCAGCGGAAUGAUGGAAGCUUCUGUCCUUGAAACGAGGCUGUUAUUCAUCGUUUGUGUCCUCAGGUUGUAUUUAUUUAUUUAUGUAUUUAUUUAUUUAAGUAGCUCUCUUAUCUCACUUUUUUUUGUCAUUUUUAACUUCUGUCCUUUGUACAGCUUUUUUUUUUUCACUCACGACCUCAUUUUAUUUUCAUCGUGUAGUGAAUAUUAUCACUGAGCUUUACAGCUUUGAUGGGCACUUUUUUUUCCCCAAAGCCCCUUUUAGAGAUCAUACAGUGAAUCGUUUAAAAGCGGUCCUAUUUAUGAACUGGAGCGACCCCAGAAGGCAAUCAAGCUGGGUAUCUGUUUUAACUCUAGCGCUGUGCUUGGAGCCAGGUGUAUUUCCGAGCUAUUUAUGUCCCACUCUGGAUGGUCUCUUCAUCUUGUCUCUUGUCUUGACACAAAGUGAUAUGAGACUAGUACAUAUGUUUAUAUGUGUGCUAUAAAAAGUUCCCUCCACCAGUUCACUCCUUGAAUAUUUAAAAAAAAAAAAAAUGAAAAAAAAAAAUAAUAAUAAUAACAAAACAGCAUGUAAAAUGUACUAAUGUUCUUCUUCGUGUGUUUACCAUUGAAAAUAAUCAUGUAAAAUAAGUGAUAUACAUUAUUACUAUUAAAAAGGACACACAGUAUUAAAGCGGCAGUUUACUAGAGUUUUAGCCGGACUUUCUUUGCAUGACAAUUCACUCAAACAAGAAGUUUGGUGUUCCUUCUUUUUCUUUUUUCUUUUUUUUCUUUUGUUAUUUUCAUUUUCUAUUGAAUGCUGGUUAACUAAACCUUUCUCUUAUCUAUUUUCCAAGCUUUGUAAGUGCAUAAAAAUAUUUUUGUCUUUGAAUGAAGAUUAUGUAAACGAAAGGUGGAAAAACACUGAUGAGAUUGAGAUUAUAAAAAUUGGUGAUAAUAUUUCAAGGCAUGCUUUUAUAUUCAAGCUCCUAGUUGUCAGUGCAGGUGACCGACGCGGCUGAACGAACGGGAAGAGAACUGAGGAUCGGGUUUGAGUUCCUAACGAAUAACCGAGCUACUCUGUUGAAUAGACGCUGAAUUUAAUUCUAGUGGUUGCACUUAAUACACUUAGACCUGUGGAGUGAAAUCCCAGCUGCUCUUAUUCGUCAGGGAAGUCGAGAUGUAGACGUACUCGCUUUCGAGUCGCUCGGUCGUAGUAGUGAUAUCAACCUGCACUGACAACACAAUCACUCGACUCGGUUGUUUCAGUACCGUAUUGUUUCACUCUUUUCCUAAUUCCCUGUUGUUCUUCCGUUUCACCUAGUUGCUCUGAAGACUUCACGGUAGCCCCUCGUCACUUUUGGGUUCCUGUAUAAGAUAUUAAACUCUUUUAUUUCUCGGAUUAUUCUUACUCUUAUUGUUGCUCUGUUCUACAAACUUGCUAUGUGUUACUUGACUUAAGGAAAUGUGUUCAAGUGUUCUAAAUAAAAACGAAGAUUUAAAUACUGAA
This is a messenger RNA of Tachysurus vachellii, 5665 nucleotides long. It is a transcript of the gene camk2b1, whose product is annotated as calcium/calmodulin-dependent protein kinase (CaM kinase) II beta 1. Gene Ontology annotation, cellular component: neuron projection; cytoplasm. Gene Ontology annotation, molecular function: calmodulin binding; calcium/calmodulin-dependent protein kinase activity; ATP binding. Bases 261 to 2354 code for a protein of 697 amino acids. The record is from RefSeq and is a predicted model, not a curated record. NCBI's taxonomy places the organism in Eukaryota, Metazoa, Chordata, Actinopteri, Siluriformes, Bagridae. Gene Ontology annotation, biological process: protein phosphorylation. The transcript has 25 exons.